UUUUGGUGUUUAGUAUUGUUUGUUAGUAACCUACUUGUCAUAUAUCAAAUUUAGAAUAUAAUCACAAACUUUCUAAUUGUAUAGUCAAAGAAUAGUUAAAAUAAUUUGGUUUUAACUUGAUUGCAGUCAGAACUGAAACUCCUUGGAACUGUGAUACUUUAUUUAUUAACUGUUUUGUAUUUGUAUUGACAUUGGCCUAGGCUAACUUAACUAAGGAAGUUCCAACCAACAUCUUGUGUCUAUUUUCUAAUUGUCUGAUUUAAGUUUUGCGUUUUACUUAGUUUAAUAAAACACGAGAUGGUUAAACUUUAUGCAUUAAACGUUCUAUUCAAGGGAGUCCAUAAUGCAGUAUGGCUAAAAUCAUCUUAUGACUUGUCAACAUUUGGAUUCUUUCAAAGAGGAAGUGUUCAAGAAUUUAUGGGAUUUGUUAGCAAAACAAUAGUCGAAAGGACUCAAACGGCAGCCAGACAGUCGGUAAAGGAAGGAGAAUAUACAUGUCACGUGUAUGUCCGAGGCGAUAACCUGGCUGGGGUUCUUUUAUCAGAUCAUGAAUAUCCUCACAGAGUUGCCCACACCUUGUUGACUAAAGUGCUGGACGACUUUGCGGCCAAGGUGCCAUCUCACGAGUGGCCCACGGCUAACGAAGCUACCAUCGCUUUCCCGCAACUGAACACGUACCUCUCUAAAUACCAGAACCCCAGAGAAGCUGAUGCUAUGACCAAGAUCCAAGACGAACUGGAUGAGACUAAGAUUAUUUUACAUAACACAAUAGAGGCAGUUCUGGAGAGGGGGGAAAAGCUUGAUGAUUUGGUUUCCAAAUCGGAAGGACUGAGUAUGCAGUCGAAGGCGUUCUACAAGACUGCUCGAAAAACCAACUCCUGCUGCAGCUAUGUAGGUUAAAUAAUUACAAUAUGGUAUUUAACAUUGUUGUAAUAAACCAUUUUUGCAAAUAUUGUUUAUAUUAAAUUUUUAAGGAUGUAUAUUUUUAUAUUUUAUCCGAUAGUGAAAUAUAUAUUUACAGAUUUUUAAUUUUUUUAUAGGUUUUUAAAAAAUAUCUCAAGACGUUUUAUAAAAAUACUAAAACUUAGGUCUAUAGAUGAGAGUAUUUGUUUACUUUUAAAUUUGCAUGAAAACUCCUUAUAAAGGAACUAUAAAUUGAUAUUUUGCCAUUCUACACAGUAAACAGUUCUGGAUUUUUUGACAAGACAGUUGUUUACAGAAAGGAAUAGGUAAAAUCAGCUGGAGGGCUGUAAAUUUACCGAGCACAUUUACAGGGCAAUUGUUCAAAAAGGAAUUGUAUUGGUUUCUUCAGAAUGCUCUCAAUGAAGCUAUACAAUAAAUACUAAUCAGAUUUGGCACAUUGGACUUCCAUAGUAAAUAUUGUAAAAUGUUACCUUUUUAACAAAAUUAGAACAUUUUUUUUGUAUUACUAUCAAUUGAGAUAGGGACACCACCUAUAUGCGUAUCUUAACCCAAAUAUGAGUGAAGGAUGAGUGUAGAAUGGUGUGUGAUGACCUAGCUUUGUUACUGACAAAAGAUCAGCUGUAUUAUUAUUUAUUAGUCAGUCAGGAUCAAUUUUUUUAAGCCAGAUCAGUGACAGCUGGUUCCAGUUUCAAUCUAUCAAAAAGCUACUCACUUUUCUCAGGAUCGAUCCAGUAACCUUGUAUUGAUGGUAUUGGUAAUGUUUAACCCUGUUGCUGGUGCUGUAGCGAAAAGUAUCAUAUACGCCUCAUCCAGAAAUUCCUGUAGGCUAUAUUAACAAUUAUUGGCCAUCCUCAAUAAGAUAAAAAUUUAAAUACUUCACAAAAGUUAAAUUGUAUACUAAUAAGAGCAGGAUUUUCUUAACUUAUAAUUAUCAUCCAUACAAAUUAAGUAGGUAGCAGAAAGGAUAGUUAUUAUGUCCUACAUACAUUAUAUUGUAAACAUGUACUAGUUUGUUGAGCUUUGCCUUUCAGCUCAAUUUUGUGUGGAAAAAAUGUCACAACUAUGAUUAGGCCUAUGAUGUUAAGAUGUUCAUAUUCAACAAAAUUGGAACAAAACCUUUUUUUGUUAUAAAAACUGUUUUGUAAGCUAGUAAAUUUUAAUAAUUUGCUAUUAUAAUUGAAUACAUUAUAGCUAGUUUAUUUGUGUACUUAUGUUUAUAUCCAUUUUAUGCACAGUAAAGUUUAUUCAUCGUGUUACGUUACAUUCCUUAUUGCAAUACUCGAUCUAAUGUCUUCUGUUAUAUUUCUUGUUUUUAAUGGGUUUUAAAGGGAAAUGUUACUAAAUGGUGUGUAAGCAUAACUGUUAUCUUUAAUGCCUGGUUUUUAUUGUUAAUAGGUGAAAAAAAUCGUUACCAUUCCACGCUCUCUUAAAAAUACUGUAUAAUUAUUUUUGUUAAAACUCAAGCCCACGUUUUUUCAUAUUAUGUAACAGUUGGUUGUGUGAUCAUCAAACGAAUUGUUAAAAUAAGUUUUAGUCACGAUUUACAAACAUCGUUUUGGGUUUCUAGCAUUAAAAUGUGUCUUCAUAUAGUCGGGGAGAAUCUCCACCGGAAUUGGAAUUUAAUUUGUAAAGACAAAAUAUACAACCUUUUCUGUCUAUUAAAAUUUCAUUUAUUAGGUUCACUUGUACUUGUACUAGCUUAUUAUUCAUUUAUUUUGCACACCUGCUUUUGGUGUCUUUGAACUUUUAAAAACUGUGUCAAAAAAUAGUCAAAAACACAAUUGAAUUCAGAUCCUGAAGUUUUAUCUGUACUCGAAAAUAUCAAUUGAAUCAAUGUGUCAUAGAUUGAAGUGUAAAUGAAUGAGAUGUAUGAUUAAAAAAAUGUAAACUCUCGAAUCAAUGUCAGUGUACGAAUAAGAUGCAACACUUCUAAUAUCAUACACAGGAUAACUGACUCAUUGGAAUAUCAGACUCUUUUUGGCAAUGAGUCAUUAUCUCCGAUUUAUCAUUUGAAAUAUCACCAAUCCAAUCAAUCUUAUAAGUUAUGAUAAAUAUUGCAUUUGUCUUACACCAAAUGAGUUUAUUACAUACCUUAAUCUGUUUUUUUUUUGCUCCUGUCAAAAGUUAUUAUGUUCUCCAUUUAAUUUUUUCAUCUUCUAACCGAACAAGUUCUUUUGUUUGAUAUGAGGGGCUGGACACAAUUUUUAUAAAAGUAUAUGUAAUUUGUGUUUAUUCCUGACUGAAAAAUUGAAUCAUAAUUUAUCUUUAAGUUAUGUUAAUUUUAAUAAUUAUUAACAGAUUAUUAUUAAAAUAUCCUUAAAUGAUAACUGUUAUGUGUUUUUUCCAUGUGUAUAUUGUAAUUUUAUGUACGGCCUAUCAAAGUUGUAUGAUGGUGUAUAGUUUUUUAGUUUAAUUGUUAGGUUUUGGAUUUUAUUGAACAUUUUUGAAGCGAUAAAAACACUUUUUUUUACAUGCUUAACCUGUUGGCAAAAACCCUUUUUUGUGUGUACAGUAUUGAGAUAUAUAUUAGUAUAUUUAAUCAUUAGGGCGUAAAGUGAUUCCUUUUUGACCCGAGCUUAAGUUAUACAGAAAAUGAGCGAGAGUUGAAAAAGACACUUUUUUAUCCAUAUGAUGAAUUAUUUUUUUUUGUUAUAAUGCAGCAUUAAUUAACAAACCAAGUUAGAAAACGAAAAUACUAUCCACGUAAAGAUAACCACUUAAAAUGACUCCCAACUUUUUUUUUCAAUUUUGCUCAAGUAAAUAAGCAGCUGUUUAGUAAUUGAUUCACCAUUCUGUCUUUUACGAUUGUGUUUCUGCACAUUAUACUGUACCAUCGAUAUGUCCAAACUAUUGACAAGAAUGCAACAAUAAGCCACAACCGAUUAAACCAAUCGAUAAAUAAUUUUGAUACAUGUGAUUGCCUACAAUCGAAGUUUACAACUGUUUUUUUUACAACAGCUGACUUUUACUCGAUAGGAACUAAAAAUGCUUUUUAGUCUUUCUACACUUCCGCAACACAUGUAUUAAAAACAGCUGUGUUUGCUGCAGUAUGAAAAAAAUAUCUAAUUGAAUUAUUAUUCUGUAAAAUGAAAUAGAUUUAUCUCUCAAUUAUUAAUAGCAGGUUUAAACAAUUUUCAUUUUAGUUCUUUUUUUAAAUUCAGGUUUAAAUGUGUUGAGCUGAGUGGUAAAACAUUAUGUUCCUUGGACAAGAUGUUUUAAAAGAAAACAUAUUUUACAAAUACAUUAGUUUUAUAUGGGUCGUCUUCCUGAUCUGAGUGUGGAAUGUUGUAGACGUUGUCAGAAUGUCGUCUUGAAGGUGUAACUGUAAAAUUCCUGUUAAUGAAACUGUGAGCUUGUUCAAGUGUAACUUAAAGGACAUCGGUUUGUUUUGCCAUCAAUGUAAUGGUUAUAUUAUCCGUGUGUGUUCACUGUUGUCGAAAAGUUGAGCUAUUAAAGCAGUGUUCUUUAUA
Messenger RNA from Macrosteles quadrilineatus (aster leafhopper), 4394 nucleotides. Its product is annotated as synaptobrevin homolog YKT6-like. The coding region runs from base 298 to 900 and encodes 200 amino acids. Gene Ontology annotation, molecular function: SNAP receptor activity. Gene Ontology annotation, biological process: endoplasmic reticulum to Golgi vesicle-mediated transport. Gene Ontology annotation, cellular component: Golgi apparatus. NCBI's taxonomy places the organism in Eukaryota, Metazoa, Arthropoda, Insecta, Hemiptera, Cicadellidae. The record is from RefSeq and is a predicted model, not a curated record. The transcript has 3 exons.